Hermetia illucens (black soldier fly) is the source of this 1065-nucleotide messenger RNA. Its product is annotated as carbonic anhydrase 6-like. The transcript has 6 exons. Gene Ontology annotation, cellular component: cytoplasm. The record is from RefSeq and is a predicted model, not a curated record. Gene Ontology annotation, molecular function: zinc ion binding; carbonate dehydratase activity. Bases 157 to 993 code for a protein of 278 amino acids. Lineage: Eukaryota; Metazoa; Arthropoda; Insecta; Diptera; Stratiomyidae.
GCGUAACUAGUCGACAUGGUUGGCUGCGAGGAAAAUAAGUCGUUGUGCUAUUGAAAAUGCCACCUUAAAUUGUCAACAAUAUUUAGUUUUUUUUUUACUAUUUUUUAUUUUAAAAUGGAUUAUUUUUAAUGUGAUUUUAAUUUAAUUUUAAUAAAUAUGAGUAUUAAACGUUUUUCAUGUAUGGUUUUAGGAACCCUAUGUGCUUCGUAUCGGAAAAGUUUUCAGAAACAGCCGACGGGAGCAGAUUGGCGCUAUCCUAAACUAGGAGAAGCUGAAAAAUGGAGAGGACUAUGCGAAAGCGGAGAAAGACAAAGUCCUGUGCAUAUUGACCCAAAUACUGCAAUUGGAAGCAAUUUGCCGCCUUUGACUGUAUUGAAUUACAGAAGCCGACAUCAUAAUUUCAAAAUGGUCAACACUGGACAUGGCGUGAGCCUAGAAAUACCCCCACGGCUUGGAAUAAUGUUAACUGGUGGUCCCUUACGAGACUAUUAUGUAUUAGAAAAUAUCCGCUGGCACUGGAAUGGUACAGAGCACACCUUUAAAGGGAUGAAAUGUUUGGCCAUGGAGAUGCAUUUAGUCCACAGGAAUUUAAAAUAUCGUGAUAUGUCGGAAGCUUUGAAUCACGAAGAUGGGGUAGCUGUGCUGGGGUGCCUAUUUAAACUAUCAAAUGUAGGCAAUGCGCUUCUAAGUAGAAUAUUCGAUUCCACUUCAAAGAUCAUCGAGCCGGGAACAAUAACUUAUGUAAUAUAUUCAUUCGCCAUGCUGGAUCUACUACCUCCUCUUCACUCCUAUUUCACCUAUAAGGGAUCAUUAACCACGCCCGCCUGCAACGAAUCUGUCACCUGGAUAAUAUUUAAUACGGUGACUAACAUACAUCAACACGAGAUCGAUAAACUCUCGAUCAUUAAAGAUUCGCGAGGGGAACGUUUGAGCUACAAUUGUCGGAACCAACAACCGCUGAACGGUCGUCCUCUCUAUUUUCAGAGUGAAUAGUCAUAAUAGUUUUACAACAAAUAUUAUUAUUUUAUUUGAAUGGUGGUAAAAACAUGACAUUUUCUAAAAUGA